Messenger RNA from Neocloeon triangulifer, 1581 nucleotides. RefSeq names its product protein fuzzy homolog (gene fy). The coding region runs from base 141 to 1472 and encodes 443 amino acids. The transcript is spliced from 9 exons. NCBI's taxonomy places the organism in Eukaryota, Metazoa, Arthropoda, Insecta, Ephemeroptera, Baetidae. Gene Ontology annotation, biological process: vesicle-mediated transport; non-motile cilium assembly. The record is from RefSeq and is a predicted model, not a curated record.
GAACAACACGCGGCACGUCAAACAACAAAAACGUCAAAUGACGACAACAAAAUAAAGAAUUGAUCAUAAACAGAAACAAAGAGCGGCUCAACAAGGAACAAAAUUAUUUUUUACGUCGUUCUUAUUGUUUUGAGAGAAGAAUGUCAAAAAGAACAGAAAGUCAAAAUCUGCAGCAAAGUAAUGAAGCCCCAUUGGAACCAAAUAAGGCCCUCAGAAGCAAUAGCACUCAUCUUAUUGCGCUAACACUGAACAGUGGCUUGCCAAUAUUUACAAGGAAAAGAGGAGAUGGAGAGCAGCUCUCAUUUUCAACAAUUGGCUCCCUCUAUGGAAUUUACACUUUUGGCAAGUCCACAAAUACUAUCCUUGAAAAUACCAAAACUGUGGAUGGGAAGGCUGUACUUUGGAAAGAGUUUGCUGAUAGUGUCCUUUUAAUAAUUUGUGCCGCAAAUAAGAAUGAGGAAGAAAUGAUUAAGGUCUUGGACGUCGUCUACAAUGCCAUGAUUUUAAGAGUUGGUCUCACAGAGAUUAAAGAUCCAAAAAAUUUGGAACGCCUCAAGCGAGAGUUGAAAAACAUUUACCCACUAAUCGACCGCAUCUUGGAUUCCCUCAAUGAUGUUGAUAAAGUGAACCACCCGACAGAUAUUACCGGCAUGUUGGAAUGUGCUCUGUAUGAAGAAAAUCAAGUGUUACAGGCCUACUUGGAGACUCAUGUUGAAAACAUGGCUUCAAUGUACGGUUGUGUGUUGCUCCACGGAAGGAUUGCUGUAGCGACCCUCAGUUGGUGGACAUUAACACCAAUUGAGAGACUGCUUUUGGCUUUUGUUACUCAAUAUGAGACACCUAGUGUUGCUCGAGAUAUACCAGUCUUCCUACCAGACAAAAGCCCUGAGGUUCCCUAUCGCUUAGUAAUGAGCCAAUUAAUGCCUGGAGUCGAAAUCUGCACAUUAUGCGGUCCCUCGCCAGCAAUUACGGAAGUUGAAGCGAUUGUAAAUUUUACUUGGAAAAAUUGCUCAGAAGUUUUAAAAGGCGUGGUCGACUUCAAAAGUCUGCCGGACAACCUGGUGCUGGAUAGCAAUGUCAUGGGUUUGCUGUUGGUGAACAAGGAGUAUGAAAAGUACCUCUUGUGUAAUGAGCCCAACACAGAGGCUGGGUCUAAAAGUAACGGACCGCCUAGUGUGCACCGGACAAACAUUCUCAAGACGUUUUAUAAAACCAUGUCACCAAUGCUAUCAACUGGUGUCCAAAAAUACAUCGAUGCAGAUGCUCAAGCAGGUAAAUCUGAAAAUGAAAGUGUGAUACGAGAACCAGUGGAAGCAUUUUGGAGCUCCGAAUUUUACAAAUGCCAUGCUGUUACGUUAGGAUCGAACCAACUCUACGCUCUCUUUCCAUCAAUGAUCCCAAGACAUUUAACAGGUGUCAUCACCAGACAAACAAUACAGACUUUGCUCUCAGAAAAGAUGUUCAUUUGGUGAUAUCGAUAUGGUUACUUAACAUGGACUGCAACUUAAUGUUUAGUUUUUCAAAUGUACAAGGUGCUGGAUGAACAGGAAUAAAAUUUAAAAUUUUCCAUUUUCGAGUUUA